This is a messenger RNA of Chrysochloris asiatica (Cape golden mole), 1175 nucleotides long. RefSeq names its product mitogen-activated protein kinase 12 (gene MAPK12). Gene Ontology annotation, cellular component: cytoplasm; nucleus. Gene Ontology annotation, biological process: MAPK cascade; protein phosphorylation. Bases 40 to 1143 code for a protein of 367 amino acids. NCBI's taxonomy places the organism in Eukaryota, Metazoa, Chordata, Mammalia, Afrosoricida, Chrysochloridae. Gene Ontology annotation, molecular function: MAP kinase activity; ATP binding. The record is from RefSeq and is a predicted model, not a curated record. The transcript is spliced from 12 exons.
GACCCUCAGCGUCUGCGGCGGGGCGGGAGCUGGGCCGCCAUGAGUUCGCCGCCGCCCGCCCGCAAGGGCUUUUACCGCCAGGAGGUGACCAAGACAGCGUGGGAAGUGCGCGACGUGUACCAGGAUCUGCAACCAGUUGGCUCGGGCGCCUACGGAGCCGUGUGCUCGGCUAUAGACAGUCGCACCAGCGCCAAGGUGGCCAUCAAAAAGCUGUACCGACCCUUCCAGUCCGAGCUGUUUGCCAAACGCGCCUACCGCGAGCUGCGACUCCUCAAACACAUGCGUCACGAAAACGUGAUUGGGCUGCUUGAUGUAUUUACUCCUGAUGAGACCCUGGAUGAGUUCACAGAUUUCUACCUGGUGAUGCCUUUUAUGGGCACAGACCUGGGCAAGCUCAUGAAACAUGAAAAACUGAGUGAGGACCGUGUCCAGUUCCUUGUGUACCAGAUGCUGAAGGGGCUCAAGUACAUACACGCUGCUGGCGUCAUCCACAGGGACCUGAAGCCUGGCAACUUGGCCGUGAACGAGGACUGUGAGCUGAAAAUCUUGGACUUCGGCCUGGCCAGACACACAGACAGUGAAAUGACAGGAUACGUGGUGACUCGGUGGUACCGGGCACCGGAGGUCAUUCUGAACUGGAUGCACUACACACAGACAGUGGACAUUUGGUCGGUGGGCUGCAUCAUGGCGGAGAUGAUUUCAGGGAAGACUCUGUUUAAAGGUAGUGACCACUUAGACCAGCUGAAGGAGAUCAUGAAGGUGACAGGGACGCCCUCUGCGGAGUUUAUACAGGGGCUGCAGAGCGCAGACGCCAAGAACUACAUGAAGGGCCUUCCGGAGCUAGAGAAGAAGGACUUUGCCUCCAUCCUUGCCAACACCAGCCCCUUGGCCGUGAACCUACUGGAGAAGAUGCUGGUGCUGGAUGCGGGGCAGCGGGUGACGGCAGCUGAGGCGCUAGCCCACCCCUACUUUGAGAGCCUGCACGAACCUGAAGAGGAGCCCACGGUGCAGAAGUACGAUGACUCCUUCGAGGACGUGGACCGCACGCUAGAAGAGUGGAAGCGUGUAACCUAUAAAGAGGUGCUCAGCUUCAGGCCUCCCAGGAAGCAGGGGACCAGAGUUUCCAAGGAGACAGCCUUAUGAAGUCCUCUGGGCCUGGGGGCAGAGGUGGGCAC